AUGGUCCCCACUCGGUCACCACCUCGGCGAGUCCGCUCAACCCUAACCAUUUCUUAUCAUUUACAAUGGCCAAGAUUAAGAUCGGUAUCAAUGGUGCGUGAUUCAUCACUCGUCUCGUUGAUCGGGCGUUUGGUUGCUAGAGUUGCUUUGCAAAGAGAUGAUAUUGAGCUUGUUGCUAUCAACGAUCCUUUUAUCACCACCGAUUACAUGACCUACAUGUUCAAAUACGACACCGUUCAUGGGCAAUGGAAGCACGGAGAUAUCAAGGUCAAAGAUGAGAAAACUCUUCUUUUUGGUGACAAGUCAGUCGCUGUUUUUGGGGUCAGAAACCCAGAGGAGAUUCCAUGGGGUGCGGCUGGUGCAGAGUAUGUUGUUGAGUCCACUGGCGUUUUCACUGACAAGGACAAAGCUGCUGCUCAUUUGAAGGGUGGUGCAAAGAAGGUGAUUAUUUCUGCUCCUAGCAAGGAUGCUCCUAUGUUUGUUGUGGGUGUCAAUGAGAAGGAGUACAAGCCUGAACUUGACAUUGUCUCCAAUGCCAGCUGCACUACCAACUGCCUUGCUCCUUUGGCCAAGGUCAUUCAUGACAAGUUUGGUAUUGUUGAGGGUCUUAUGACUACUGUCCACUCAAUUACUGCCACACAAAAGACUGUUGAUGGACCAUCAAUGAAGGACUGGAGAGGUGGUAGAGCUGCUUCCUUCAAUAUCAUUCCCAGUAGCACUGGAGCUGCUAAGGCUGUCGGGAAAGUGUUGCCUGCACUCAAUGGAAAGUUAACUGGAAUGGCUUUCCGUGUUCCCACUGUUGAUGUCUCAGUGGUUGACCUCACUGUAAGAAUUGAGAAGAACGCCACAUAUGACCAGAUCAAAGCAGCUAUCAAGGAGGAAUCUGAGACCAAUCUGAAGGGAAUCCUCGGUUAUACUGAGGAUGAUGUUGUCUCAACUGACUUCUUGGGUGACAGCAGGUCAAGCAUUUUUGAUGCCAAGGCUGGAAUUGCAUUGAACGAUAACUUUGUGAAGCUUGUCGCGUGGUAUGACAAUGAAUGGGGUUACAGCUCUCGCGUGAUUGACUUGAUCCGUCAUAUAGCCUCUGUGCAAUGA
Dovyalis caffra is the source of this 1095-nucleotide messenger RNA. The record is from the annotation of a GenBank genome assembly. Lineage: Eukaryota; Viridiplantae; Streptophyta; Magnoliopsida; Malpighiales; Salicaceae.